This is a messenger RNA of Xenopus laevis (African clawed frog), 2275 nucleotides long. RefSeq names its product centrosomal protein 68kDa L homeolog (gene cep68.L). The record is from RefSeq and is a predicted model, not a curated record. Gene Ontology annotation, cellular component: endomembrane system. Lineage: Eukaryota; Metazoa; Chordata; Amphibia; Anura; Pipidae. The transcript is spliced from 7 exons. The coding region runs from base 287 to 1921 and encodes 544 amino acids.
CUAGAGGAGGAAGUAGGUGAAAUGAGCUGGGGAGUUCCACUUAUUAUUCAGAAACGACAUUAAACUAAAUGCAGGGAUUAACAGAAGGAGGCCAUCUUGUGGAUGGCAAGAACAAACAAGCGAGCCAGUAGUACGUCAGUCACAUGGUACCGGAAGAGGUGUCGGGUUGCAGCAGCCCAAGCUUGUCGUCUGUGGAUUGUAGUUUAUUCUUCUCAGACAUCCCUCACUGCAAGGAGGCCACCAAAGAGCACCCAUAACAUGUACGACAGGUUUUUGACCAAGUAAGAUGGAAUUUACUGAGCAGGCAGCUGCAUUUCCACUGAAUACAUCCAGCAAUCAAUCUUUAUUUGGCGCUUGCCCCAGCUCGGAGGUGCUACCCAGAAGCCUCUCUGAGACAAGCACUAGUCACGAUGACCUUGAGCAAGACAGGACAAUACUUAAGACUUUUUCCGGCAAUACAUCAUCUCUGUACGGUGAUUUAGCACCUCGCCAUGAGUACAGAGCUAAGUUGGAGGCACGCAGGUCCUUGCAUCCAAGAUUUUGCACAUCGCAAGGAACAGAAAUGGCUUUGAAGCAGAAAAGCUUCCAGGAACAGUACUGGACAUGUGCAAUUCCGGACUCCCCUCCUCCAUGCCCUGAUCGUACGUCUCCUCGUUGGGACCCAAAUAAAGAGUAUCAGGACCUUCUUGACUAUACAUACCCAUUAAAUCCAAAGUACUUUAUCUAUAAAGAUAGCGAGGAGAGUGACACCGAUCCAUUUUUCCAUGAUUCCGGAAUAGAUCUGGAUAGUUAUAACGUUUCUUAUGACACCAAGCUGCAUUCUACCCGCUCACGGUAUCAAAAGCAACCUGAAGUGAAAAGCACCUCCUACUCAAGGUUAAAUCACUUGAGUUCACCCUAUGCCUACUCGACUCCUUUGUUCAAGAAAGCCAGCUACCGAAAUUUGCGGAAGGAGUCUGACUCCUCUAACGAAGCAUCUUUUGAAGAGCUUUCACCGUGUUUUAGCAAAGAGGACCUUCACGAGGAACCAUCGCAUGCUGGGGGUAUGCUAAAAGAGAAAAUACACAGUUUGGGCCAGUUUAUACCGACAACGCGAGUCCUCCCGCUGAACCCAGAAUUGGAAAGUGAUGAGGAAUUUCUUUCAUUGCCCCCACACCUCAAAGAGAUAGAACAUCUUGCCACUCAUUUAAAAGACUUGUCUUUAAAUGUAACUCAGAAGAGUGAAGUGAGUGGUGCCCUAGAAGAGGAUGAAAGGCGACCAUGGUUUACAUAUGGUCAAGGAGAAAAGGGAAUCGACAAAAGAAUAGGGAGUAAAGACGCGACGCUCAGCCAGUCAUCAUACUUUCCCGAAGGCCUGGCAGGUAGUAAAGUGAAUAACCUGAAGCACAAUGCAUCAGGGACGUCAUUAAAUAAAUUCUUCUCAUUGAGAGAUAUGCUGGAUGGAGGGGAGUCUUCACCUUCCUUGGAAAUCGGUGGAUCUUCAUUUGUGCCAAAAGUCCAUGGAACCCCAUCGCUAGUUCACAUUAUUCAGGGAUUCUGCCAUCACCUUGACCAACUCAUUCAGUGGCUGUACAGCUUUGCAGAACUAUCAGACAGCUGGGUUGAGCCUAAGCCUAAUGUGGAGAGCAUACAGCUGUCUCUGAGCCUUUACCUGAAAUUGAAGAAAACCAUAUCAGAGCACCAGAUACUGGCAGACACAGUUGUGAAGGACGGAGAACACCUGCUUAAAUGCCUGUCUCUUAAUUCCUCAGUGCUGAAAGACACCCUGUCGUUAGUUUCUAAACAACGAGGAGAGCUGGACAGACAAGCGGAGCGCCUGUACUCCUCAGUGCUGGAAGCUAUGGACACCAUCUCUGAUGACAGCUUGGGGACGACUAGUAACCUAAAACAGUGCGUUUCCCUGGAGAUGGAAUCAAGUUAGGCAGUACAGAGUGAAGAGAAGUCGGCUCCAUUAUUUAUCCUGAACAGAAUCUCUCCAGAAGUCGCCUUAUGCCACAUGCACAGAUCAGAGAAAAAACAAAAAAAGUAUUUCUCCCAAAAUAUAAGAGCAACGUCAGUGUUAAUAUUAGUGUCCGUGUUGUAUUAUACAGGCUCCUGGCUGUUCCACAGAUCAGCACUAGUGUCUAUCACAAAUGAUUGGGUACUUUAAAGGCUUGUUUUUUAUGUUUCUUUGUAUUCACAUUUGAGUAUGAAUUGUAUAUGGGCUUUUUACAUGGAAUUCAUACAGAACCAGUAUGUUUAUUAUUGUUCAUAUAUACACUUUUAUUCAAAAGAA